This is a messenger RNA of Drosophila kikkawai, 2437 nucleotides long. RefSeq names its product serine/arginine repetitive matrix protein 1. The record is from RefSeq and is a predicted model, not a curated record. NCBI's taxonomy places the organism in Eukaryota, Metazoa, Arthropoda, Insecta, Diptera, Drosophilidae.
CCCAACAGCCUUUCCAACUCCCCACAUCGCAUUGCCAUUCGAAUCUAUGUAUCUUCUUAUGCUAAGAUUUUCAUUUUCAUUUUCACAGCAGAAUUCAAAGCCCCCAGACACCGUUCGAAAGUAAGACAAAGUCAAAACACCAAAAAAUAUUGAAAACUUUGAAACAAAAUUGGUAAAAAGAGGCUAAGGAAUAUCUAUGCUCCGUUCGCUAUCCUUUCGGCUUGCAUUUAAAUUAGAAGUUCGUCAUUAACCGGGUCCAGACAUGCCACCGUCUCGAUCCUCAGUCCCCAUCCAAGGUCACACCCACUUCCAGUCGCCUCCCAGGCCCGUGAUGGACGGACGGAAGUUGCAGAAUAUCUGGACGAUGCGACCGCUGGAAGGCACUGGCGGCGCCUUGAAGGCUUUGGCCAAGAAUGUGGCCCAGCACAUGAAUCUCAACCGGAGCACCCUGAAACGGGUGGUGGCCCAGGUGGUGGCUGAGCAUCACAAUCUGGGCCAGGUGGAUGACUACAAGGGCCACAUGUACUUUGCCAAGCCGGAGCGUCUCAAUUUUUUGAACCUUCUGGCCCAGUCCAAGGAGGCACUCGAUGACCUGCUGCUCUUGGAUCCGCGACUGGCCAAGAAGUUUCAGCGCAGGGAUCACCUGAAGAAGCUACUGAAGCCGCCGAGGGUAAGCUCCCUAUUCAAGAUCAAAGACAGGUCCAGAUCCGGGUCCUUGUCCAAGUCCAAAUCCAGGCUAGUGGUUUCCGCAAAGCUGCCAGCUCCAGCGAUCGCUCAUCAGCCUGGCAAAGGCAGCUCCUCCCUCAAGCUGGUCAAGAAGUCCGCCUGCAAGCCUGUCCAGGCUUUGAAGAAGGCCUCACCGAAGAGCCAGCAGCAGGUGGGAAAGGAGGCGAUACUGGAGCAGCGAACGGUAUCGGGUUCCCUCUUCCGUUCCCGCUCCGGCUCUCCCAGAAGAUCCCCUCAAACCCAGUUAACCAGCACCAAUCAUCAGCGCCUGCCGGCGGGUUCAACUAGAAGAACAGCUGGCAGCUCCAAGAAGCCAAAGGCGGCUGCCAUCUUGCCCCAGAUCAAGUCCAAGUCCAAGGUGAAGACCGUAGGCAAAGACAAGAUGCCAGCAAAAACCAAGACAAACAAAACAAAAACCAAGUCCUCCAAUCAGGCUGAAAGGGAUGCAGUUUCGGUUACAGAACCAGAACCCCCGGAAAGCCAUUUGAGGACCAAAUCAAAAUCCCAUUCCCGCUCCCGUUCCCGCUCCCGCUCUCGUUCCCACUGCCGCCUGCCGUCGGCCUCACCCUCACCCUCCUCGGUGACGGCCACCACUGGGAAAUCGCGCCGAUCUCCCAGGCGGCAGCAGGACAAGGGUGUAACAGCCAAGGCCUUGACCAAGGCUUUAACCAAGGCUUUGGUCAAGCCCUGUCCACAAAACAAAAUCCGAACCAAGGCCAAGCCGCGGGAAAAGACAAGGCAGCCGCCGCCGGCAUUGCCGCCAUACCGAAACUAUGACAAACCCUGGCUGGUGUCCAGGGCCAAGCGACGACGCCUGGUGGCCGGCAGCCUGGAGCAGCAACAGCAGAUCAACAAGUCGGAGUCGGUGGUGAUGCGGAAGCCCCGCUCUCAUGUGGGCCGUCAAAUGCGCAACGUGAACUUUCCCUGGUAUACGCCCUAUCAGUUCCAAGGAGGAGCCGGUGCCACCCAGCAGCCCAGUCCACGCAGCUCCUCGGUUCCACUGAUGGCCAGACUUGGCCCAAAUCUCACGUGUCGCCAGCGACACCAUCGCAUGUUGGCGGAACGUAAGAAGCGGGAUAUAAAGCGCGAGGAGCCCAUCGAUAACAUGCUGAGCUAUGGCUCUGGUUUGUUUCGUCGCCAUCGGGGUGAAUGGAUGCCGGCCAGGAAGUCGUCCUCCAGGGAGAUGCAGAAAGCCACCAGAAUCACUAGAUCUUCUUCGCUGCAAAGACCAAGGGAGGUCAGGCGGGAGAGGUCCUCAACCAAGGUGGAGAAGCCACAGAAGCCACAAAAGCCACAGAAGCCAGUGAAACCAGUGAAGCCAUCGCCCGAGGUGGCCGACCAGCUGCCACCGCCACCACCCUCGGCCGUCAGCUCCGAUGAUCGGGUUCGUCCCCAUCGCAAGGCACGUGACCAUAAGCAGAAGCAGCAGCAGCAGCACCUGGACAGCAGCCUGGGCAGCUAUGCUGAUCUCUUCCAGCCAUCGGACUCCAAGGAGGCCCUGAAGCGGGCCAAGCGUCGUCUGAGCAUUGCCUUCAAGCAGACCAAGGGCAGUGCCCGUCGUCAUCGUCCGGUGAAUCCUGUCUGGAAGUAGGACCACAUGGAGCUUGCUGGCACAGGAGACGGAUCCCCCUCCUGGAACCUUCUCCAAUUUUACUAUCUUUUGUCCAGUUUGUUAAUUGAAGCUUAAUAAAUUCCAAACUUGGGACAAUGA